CCACCGCGUGGUACGGUUGUGUUAUUUUUUCCCUUCUCCUUCCACAAUGAGCUCCCCGCCUUUCAAGAGUCCUUUUGGAAGGCCUUGGAUGGGCUAUUCCGGUGGUGCUGCAUCUGCUACCGGAAGUGGAAACAAAGGACUGAAGGGAAUCAUUGCAGGCGGCAUCACGGGUGGGAUCGAGAUCUGCAUCACAUUCCCCACUGAGUACGUGAAGACUCAGCUGCAGCUGGACGAGAAGAGCGGCACGGCGGCCAAGAAAUACGAUGGCAUCGUCGACUGCGUCAAGAAAACUGUCAAAACCAACGGCGUGCGAGGACUCUAUAGAGGUCUUUCUGUGCUGCUUUAUGGGUCUAUACCUAAAAGUGCAGUCAGAUUCGGGGCGUUCGAGGAGCUGAAGAAGCGCAACGUGGACGCCUCAGGUAACCUGACGGCGAGCAAGCGACUGUUGUGCGGCCUGGGCGCCGGAGUAUCGGAGGCCAUCCUCGCAGUCACGCCCAUGGAGACCGUCAAAGUCAAGUUUAUUAACGACCAGCGGUCGGCCAACCCCAGGUUCAGGGGGUUCGCUCACGGCGUCUCGUGCAUCAUCAAGGAGAGCGGUUUUCGGGGAGUUUACCAGGGGGUGACGGCGACCAUCAUAAAGCAGGGCAGCAACCAGGCGAUCCGCUUCUACGUGAUGGAGACCUUGAAGGAUUGGUACAGAGGAGGCGACCCUGACAAGAAGGUUCCCAAGCUCGUUGUGGGAAUGUUCGGCGGGCUGGCGGGGGCGGCGUCGGUGUACGGCAACACGCCCGUGGACGUCGUGAAGACCCGCAUGCAGGGCCUCGAGGCGAGCAAGUACAAGAACACGCUCGACUGCGCCGUACAAAUAUGGAAGAAUGAGGGACCAAGAGCGUUCUACAAAGGCACCGUGCCGCGACUGAGCAGAGUUUGUCUGGACGUAGCGAUAACCUUCAUGAUCUACGACUCCUUCAUGGACCUCUUCAACACUGUCUGGAAGUAGAGCGUGGAGCCUUCCUAGUGGCUGUGUAUUAUUCUUAUGCAGGACCAAGUCAACUCGAUGUGAACUGAUCAAGUGAACAUUACCAUGCAUUUCCUAUGUAACAUUCCAAUACCUGCUGCACUGAAUCCUAUAUUCGUGAUGAAUGAUACGUGCCAUAUUUCGACAAUAUUUUUCAUGCAGCUGUCAUCGUCCUAGACAGGAAUCCAUGAUGUGCCAGUGCAUUGGUUGCUGAUCAGUUCACUUAUCAUGCUAGGAAAUAAUGUAUGAUGACAACCCUAGAGCUGUUGCAAUUACUAUAUCAUAUCAUAUAUUGUUACUAAAAUAAUUAAAAUGGGUGCUAGUUUGGUCUUGAGUAAUGAAACAGUUUGAUCAUUUUAAACGCUUAGUUUAUAAUCUGUUGUUAAUGGAACGGUUAAAUAGUUUGAGGCUUAAGUUCAUUAAAUUACUUCGUUCUUCGGCUAAAAAUAUCGAUGUAAUUUGAUAUCGUCAGCUGGCGUCCUUGGUCUUAGCUUAUCUUUUAGUUGUAAUUUUGAUUUUUGCUCAAAUUAUUUGUGUAAUUAAUGCCUUUAAUAGUAGGAUAACGUUCCACGUUAAUCGGCCAACUUUUAUGAAGACAUCAGCGAAUUGCUGACGAUACUACUUUUUGCUGGUAUUCCAAAGCUGAUAGCACGUUUUUUCGAAUAUGUUUAUCUCCAACUUUCACUGUAGCUGCGACCUCAUUCUUGAUGUUACUUUUUUUUAAUAUGAUGAAUGCGCAAGAAUUUCUUUAGUUUUUGGAGACAUUUUUUAAUUGAUUUUGUUGGUUACCUCUGAUGUUCUUUGCGAUGAUCCACGCGAGUAUUGAAUGAAAAGAUUUUCCGAGACCAGUUUCUCAGGGAUUAAAAGCUGCAUUGUCCAUUGAACGCUCUCUAGCUCUUCCACUUAGCCACAAGAUGACUAUUCUUCCAACGUAUUUUUGAGCUCGGAUGGAUUCCUAAUAUGAUAUUAUCACACUAUUGUAUAAUAUUGAAGAACCAAUGCAUGAGAAAUAUCAGAAUUAAUGCACCGUAUCACGAAAGCUAGAAAUGCUGCCAAUUUCUCCAGAGCUUUAAUGAAGUUUGAGGCAAUUCCCACGACAUGGUAGUUGUUGCUAUCACUUUGUUCUGAAUGCAAGCAAUCAAUGUCCAGGGUAUAUGUGAAGCACAUAUGGUACGAUGACUUGUAUGGUUUUUACAACGGCUUUACAAAGCCAGACAGAUUUAUUACCACAUUUUCUGCAGCAUUCACGUUGACAAUUUCUUGACUGUUUUUAAAGACUCACACGUAGCUUAUCUUUGGAACGUCUUCUCCGGACUUCGCUUUUCUAAGAUUAUCGUGUAUAACCAGCGUGAUGUACAAGUCAGCAAAAAGCAUUUAUGACCAUUGAUAGGCAUCAUUAUUCUAAGAGAAGGUGUCAAAGUUACCGGAAAAUUUUGCACAAUUCGCUUUCUGUGGUAUUGAAUUUAUUUUAUGGCCUGAACUGUUAGGGUAGCUAAAAUAUUCGGUUUCUCCUUAUUUUUAUGUACAUUUUCUUCACUUUUUUAUUAGUGCAGGGCCUGGCAUUUAGUUUGCGAAGAUGUGCCUGGUGCCUAUUGUUAAUUGCAGGACUUCAGAAGCCUUCUAUAUUCUGCCAUUGUAAACAUUAUCUUGCCUACAUUACUCAAGAGUCCGGUUGUGUCUGGAGAUACCGUACUCGUUGUAGAGCAUGGGAUGUGUGUCGCGUUUUGUUAUGCUUCACAUUCCGGACAUGAUUUUAUUUAGGCCUGCAUUUAUAGGCUUAGAGUAUUGGAGGAAACUUCUGUGUCAUGGCUAGAGAUGGAAGCCCAAAUAGCGUGCACGUUUACAAUGUAUUUUAUGCGAAUUCUAUUUUCUGUAAUUUAACCGGCAAUGUAAGCUUUGUUACUGAAAGCUAGUGUCAUGUAGAAAAUAGAUAAUAUAUUUGAAGGAUUACAUUUUGUAUAUAUAUUUUGUAUGCACGUAGAGGAAUGAAUAAACAUAUUCAGUAUUUCAAAA
Messenger RNA from Hyalella azteca, 3031 nucleotides. It is a transcript of the gene sea, whose product is annotated as putative tricarboxylate transport protein, mitochondrial. Bases 47 to 1000 code for a protein of 317 amino acids. Lineage: Eukaryota; Metazoa; Arthropoda; Malacostraca; Amphipoda; Hyalellidae. Gene Ontology annotation, biological process: mitochondrial citrate transmembrane transport. The record is from RefSeq and is a predicted model, not a curated record. The transcript is spliced from 6 exons.